Coregonus sp. 'balchen' is the source of this 26422-nucleotide messenger RNA. Lineage: Eukaryota; Metazoa; Chordata; Actinopteri; Salmoniformes; Salmonidae. The record is from the annotation of a GenBank genome assembly.
GUGUCAUAAUGGCUGGUCAGCAGCCCCUACCCCCUACCGGUCUUGGAUGUACCGCUGCCCAAGGACUCUCCAGUGACCCUCUACCCAGCUUAAAGGGUCUGAACCUGGGCAGAGCCUCACACCAGAGUCCCUCUAAUAACAUCCCUCCAUCCAUGGUUCAGUUACAGUACUCACACCAGGGCUGUCUCAGCAGUCUUCCUACGCCCCCAGUUACGAACCAAGGACCUUCAGCUCUUUUACCAUGCCUGAAUCAAGGUCCUCACAUACCACACUCAAACAUGGGUCCUUAUAUUUCCCACAACAGCCCUCCACCAUCAACACUCCUACCUCUGAAACAAGGACCACCACCUAGCGGACCUCCAUCCAUGAUACCUUCUACAAACCAGGGUCCCCAGAAUACUGUCGCUCCUCCAGUCUCUUCCUCAUCUCCAUAUCCGUAUCCAAACCAAGGCUUUGUGAAUGGCCCUCCAGUGACGUUGACGAGUCCAAACCAAGGCUUUGUGAAUUGCCCUCCAGUGACGUUGACGAGUCCAAACCAAGGCUUUGUGAAUGGCCCUCCAGUGACGUUGACGAGUCCAAACCAAGGACCUCCCAACAGCAGUUUUUCAACCAUGUCACCAUGUGGGAACCAGGGCCAACAGUGUUCACACCGUUAUCCUCCACAACUCACCUCACCAGUCCAGCAGCAACCUCAAUGGGCCCUGCCUCAGCAACACUAUAACCACAGUGGUAAGCUAUACACUAACACGCUAACAGAGUCAGGUGCAUGCAUGACCUAUACUAUACAUCAAUAAUUGUGUUGUAAUAUGUUGCUCCUAACUCUUCUGUGUCUCUCAGGUGUAAUGUACAAGCCUGGUGCCACCUCUCAACCUGUACAGGAGGGUACCAACAUGCAACCAGUAAGAAAACAUACCAUAUUAACAACAACAUGUAGUAACAGACGCUCACAUCAUCUUCCGGAAGGAGUGUCAUUAUUACUGAUUAUAAACUGGGUGGUUAGAGCCCUGAAUGCUGAUUGGCUGACAGCCGUGGUAUAUCAGACCGUAUACCACCGGUAUGACAAAACAUGUAUUUUUACUGUUUUAAUUACAUUGGUAACCAGUUUAUAAUGGCAAUAAGGCACCUAUGGCCAAUAUACCAUGGCUCCGUGUUGCGUCGUGCCUAAGAACAGCCCUUAGCCGUGGUAUAUUGGCCAUAUUCCACACCCCCUUGUGCCUUAUUGCUUAAUUAUAACGUUGUUAUACCAGUGUGUCUCUGCAUACUAGAAGUGACUAAUCUGUCCUGGUGUCUCUCUCUUCCUGUGUGUCUGUGUCCAGUCCUGUCCGUCUCCAGGGGACAGUGGGGUGUCCAGCCCAAGCUCACCUAGCUCAGAGUCACGCUAUGGCCUACACCCUCAGCUUCUACCCAGCGCUGUAAGUGUCCCUCCUCUUCCUCUAGACGUCAUCCUCCUCUCUCACUAUCUUUCUCCCACUCCUCUCUCUCCUCUGUUGUCUUUGCCCUCCUCCUUGAAGACACUGCACAACUCCUCUUUUAUUCCUCUCUCUCUCUCCUCCUCUCUUCUCUCAGAGCGAGAGGGAGGGGGAGCGAGAGGGGAAGAAGAAGAGAAGAGAGAGCGAGACUCGGAGCAAGGGAGUAAGGGAAGGAGAGAGAUUUCUCUCUCUCGUCUUCUCUCUCUCUCCUCUCCUCCUCUCUCUCUCUCUCUUCUCUCUCUCCUCUUCCCGACGAGAGAGAGCCUCUCUCUCUCGCUCUUCUCUCGCUCUCUCUCUCUCUCUCUCUAUCUCUCUCUCUCCUCUGUCUGUCUCUUCUCUCUCUCUCUCCGCUUUUCUUUUCUCUUUUCCUCUUCUCUUUCUCCUCUCUCUCUCUUUCUCUCCUUUCUCUCUUUCUCUCACAGGUGCGUGUGAUGGAGGAGGACAGGACAGCAUGGGAGGGGAAGGUGUUUGUGUCUAAACCCAACUCCUCUCUACCUCCGCUGGCUACCACAGACUGUGUCAUGGAGGACAGAGGUAGGCCUCAGGCAAUACAGCAAUUCUGUAUAAUAUUUACAUAAAUAAAUAUAUUUUAUAAAUAAGACUAAAAUCAGUUACCAUUAUAUAAAUGUACUGCUAACCAAACUAUACAGCUAUCACCCAGCCCCUGGCCCCUAGUUAAACUACACAGCCUAUCACCCUGCCCCUAGGCCCUAGCUAAACUACACAGCCUAUCACCCUGCCCCUAGGCCCUGGCUAAACUACACAGCCUAUCACCCUGCCCCUAGGCCCUUGCUAAACUACACAGCCUAUCACCCUGCCCCUAGGCCCUGGCUAAACUACACAGCCUAUCACCCUGCCCCUAGGCCCUAGCUAAACUACACAGCCUAUCACCCUGCCCCUAGGCCCUGGCUAAACUACACAGCCUAUCACCCAGCCCCUAGGCCCCUAGUUAAACUACACAGCCUAUCACCCUGCCCCUAGGCCCUGGCUAAACUACACAGCCUAUCACCCAGCUGCUGGCCUGCUGGCUUGCUGUGUGUGAGUGAAUUUUGUGAGUGUGUACUCUGUGGCAGCUGACCAGUUCUGUGGUUGUCUCUCUCUGUGUCCCUAGGUAACUGCAGUCCUCGGUUCAUCCUUUCUACCUCCUACUGUGUUCCGUGUGAGGGCCAGACGGCCCUCCAGAGCCACCUACCCCUGGGGGCCCUAGUCGCCCCUCUGGCUAGGCUACACACAGGAGAGGUACUAACCUGUACUAUCACAGUUCCUCUUGUAGCCUGGUCCCAGAUCUAAUUGUGUUGUAUAUCCUAUUACUAUAACGACCAUAUGGUUGUUGUUAUGCCAUGAAAACCACCAUAGGAGUUGGCUGUACAGCACAAACCGAUCUGGAAAGGAAAAGGAAAGAGGGAUACCUAGUCAGUUGUACAACUGAAUGCGUUCAACUGAAAUGUGUCUUUUGCAUUUAACUCUAGAACCGCCUGACCUUUCAGCCUAUAAGUACCCGAUAGGGAGCGUUGCCAGAUGUCCUCAUUAGAAUAUGCAUCAGAUGCAUAUCAACCCACAAGAUGCAGCAAAAAUAAGCACCAACGUUUGAUAAAUAGUGCAGAAACUAUUGUAAAGCAUGAAUUGCAUUAAUAAAUAUUUGUGGAAAUAUACCAAAUUUACAAAAAUAACAACAAUAGUUAUUUGUUUAUAUAAGAGUCAAGGAUAUGUUUUGUAUAAUUCUACAAAGUCCUCGAAAAAACCUGGACAUAUAGCCUAUUUUCGUUUCCCUUACAAUAAAAACAUAGUGUAAUCCAUUUGAUCAACUUUAUUUGCAUCGCAGUGCUAACUGUGCCACUAGAGAUCCUGGUUCGAAUCCAGGCUCUGUCGCAGCCGGCCACGACCGAGAGACUCAUGGGCGGCGCACAAUUGGCCCAGCGUCGUCCAGUGUAGGGGAGGGAAUGGCCGGCAGGGAUGUAGCUCAGUUGAUAGAGCAUGGCGUUUGCAAUGCCAGGGUUGUGGGUUUGAUUCCCACGGGGGGCCAGUAUAAAAAAAUAUGUAUUCACUAACUGUAAGUCGCUCUGGAUAAGAGCGUCUGCUAAAUGAUGUAAAUGUCAUUAAUAAAGUCCAGUCACAGCUUCUUUUGACAAAGUAGAAACUACAAAUAUAAUAAUAUAACCAGCCAGGUGUUCAGGUGAAAUGAUUUGCUGUAUUCCUUAACAGAAGCACCAGUGCAUGAACAGUUGUAAAGGAUGAAUUGCAUAAAUAAAUAGCAUAUUUGAAUUUUAAGUUUAUUAUGUUACUAGUUUUUGCUUAGUAGCCAGAGCAAUGCUGCAACACGAGUGGUCAUGUGCUGAAUGAAUGGACUGCACGGAUAUUCUUGGAAAAGUUAAAUGUGGAAAUAGAGCUGCAACUCUUGAAUUAUGGGAGUUAAGUGUAAUAGAAACUGCAGAAUAUGGUAAUAUACACUACCAGUCAAAAGUUUUAGAACACCUACUCAUUCAAGUGUUUUUCUUUAUUUUUACUAUUUUCUACAUUGUAGAAUAAUAGUGAAGACAUCCAAACUAUGAAAUAACACAUAUGGAAUCAUGUAGUAACCAAAAAAGUGUUAAACAAAUCAAAAUAUAUUUAAUAUUUGAGAUUCUUCAUUACACUACUGUUGUUCUAAAUUACAUCAACCUCUUCACCCUCAUCAUUCAGAUAGGCCUACUUUAAAUUAGAUUGUGAAGUAACUUGCACAGUUAUUGCCGAUUCCAACCAUUUGUCAUUCAUUCAGUGGGCUGGCAUCGUUUGCUUUGCUGGAUAGAGUCAAGGAUAUGUUUUGGAUUAUUCUAAAGUCCUACUGCAACAUUUACCAUGUUUUUGUGUAGCUUAAAAUACAGUUGAAGUCAGAAGUUUACAUACACCUUAGCCAAAUACAUUUAAACUCAGUUUUUCACAAUUCCUGACAUUUAAUCCUAGUAAAAAUGCCCUGUCUUAGGUCAGUUAGGAUCACCACUUUAUUUUAAGAAUGUGAAAUGUCAGAAUAAUAGUACAGAGAAUGAUUUAUUUAAGCUUUUAUUUAUUUCAUCACAUUCCUAGUGGGUCAGAAGUUUACAUACACUCAAUUAGUAUUUGGUAGCAUUGCCUUUAAAUUGUUUAACUUGGGUCAAACGUUUCGGGUAGCCUUCCACAAGCUUCCCACAAUAAGUUGGGUGAAUUUUGGCCCAUUCCUCCUGACAGAGCUGGUGUAACUGAGUCAGGUUUUGUAGGCCUCCUUGCUCGCACACGCUCUUUCAGUUCUGCCCACACAUUUUCUAUAGGAUUGAGGUCAGGGCUUUGUGAUGGCCACUCCAAUACCUUGACUUUGUUGUCCUUAAGCCAUUUUGCCACAACUUUGGAAGUAUGCUUGGGGUCAUUGUCCAUUUUGAAGGCCCAUUUGCGACCAAGCUUUACUUCCUGACUGAUGUCUUGAGAUGUUGCUCCAAUAUAUCCCCAUAAUUUUCCUUCCUCAUGAUGCCAUCUAUUUUGUGAAGUGCACCAGUCCCUCCUGCAGCAAAGCACCCCCACAGCAUGAUGCUGCCACCCCCGUGCUUCACGGUUGGGAUGGUGUUCUUAGGGUUGCAAGCUCCCCCUUUUUCCUCCAAACAUAACAAUGGUCAUUAUGGCCAAACAGUUCUAUUUUUGUUUAAUCAGACCAGAGAACAUUUCUCCAAAAAGUACAAUCUUUGUCCGCAUGUGCUGUUGCAAACCGUAGUCUGUUUUUUUUAUGGAGGUUUUGGAACAGUGGCUUCUUCCGUGCUGAGCGGCCUUUCAGGUUAUGUCGAUAUAGGACUCGUUUUACUGUGGAUAUAGAUACCUUUGUACCUGUUUCCUCCAGCAUCUUCACAAGGUCCUUUGCUGUUGUUCUGGGAUUGAUUUGCAGUUUUCGCACCAAAGUACGUUCAUCUCUAGGAGACAGAUCGUGUCUCCUUCCUGAGCGGUAUGACGGCUGCGUGGAGAUACAUCCACAGGUACACCUCCAAUUGACUCAAAUGAUGUCAAUUAGCCUUUCAGAAGCUUCUAAAGCAAUGACAUCAUUUUCUGGAAUUUUCCAAGCUGUUUAAAGGCACAGUCAACUUAGUGUAUGUAAACUUCUGACCCACUGGAAUUGUGAUACAGUGAAUUGUAAGUGAAAUAAUCUGUCCGUAAACAAUUGUUGGAAAAAUUACUUGUGUCAUGCACAAAGUAGAUGUCCUAACCGACUUGCCAAAACUAUAGUUUGUUAACAAGAAAUGUGUGGAGUGGUUGAAAAACUGGUUUUAAUGACUCCAACCUAAGUGUAUGUAAACUUCCGACUUCAACUGUACAUUUGAUUAGUAAUAGAGUUAUAUAGUAAUAGUUAUAGUAAGUAAAACUGUCCCAAAACAGCUUAUUUCUACAAAGUAAAACGUAAAGAGAACGGGAUCAACCGCCAAGGCGCGGGGUCAAAUUAUUUGCUGCUGAUAAAUAUUCAUACCACAAACUCAUCAUUACACUAUUGUCUUUCUAAAUGAAAUCAACCUCUUCAUUCACCUUGUCAUUGUUAGGACUCAUUUAUAUUCAAUUGUGAAGUAAUGUGCACAAUUAUCGCCCAUUCAUCCAUUUGUCAUUUAUUCAGUGAGGAGAGAGAGACGCAUUAGCGCCUGGCUGGGUACCAACGUCCUACAGCACAUUAUCUUGGCUGGGUACCAACGUCCUACAGCACAUUAUCUUGGCUGGGUACCAACGUCCUACAGCACAUUAUCUUGGCUGGGUACCAACAUCCUACAGCACAUUGUCUUGGCUGGGUACCAACGUCCUACAGCACAUUGUCUUGGCUGGGUACCAACAUCCUACAGCACAUUAUCUUGGCUGGGUACCAACAUCCUACAGCACAUUAUCUUGGCUGGGUACCAACAUCCUACAGCACAUUAUCUUGGCUGGGUACCAACAUCCUACAGCACAUUAUCUUGUCUGGGUACCAACAUCCUACAGCACAUUAUCUUGGCUGGGUACCAACGUCCUACAGCACAUUAUCUUGUCUGGGUACCAACAUCCUACAGCACAUUAUCUUGGCUGGGUACCAACGUCCUACAGCACAUUAUCUUGGCUGGGUACCAACGUCCUACAGCACAUUAUCUUGGCUGGGUACCAACAUCCUACAGCACAUUGUCUUGGCUGGGUACCAACGUCCUACAGCACAUUGUCUUGGCUGGGUACCAACAUCCUACAGCACAUUAUCUUGGCUGGGUACCAACAUCCUACAGCACAUUAUCUUGGCGGGGUACCAACAUCCUACAGCACAUUAUCUUGGCUGGGUACCAACAUCCUACAGCACAUUAUCUUGGGUGGGUACCAACAUCCUUACAGCACAUUAUCUUGGCUGGGUACCAACGUCCUACAGCACAUUAUCUUGUCUGGGUACCAACGUCCUACAGCACAUUAUCUUGUCUGGGUACCAACAUCCUACAGCACAUUAUCUUGGCUGGGUACCAACUUCCUACAGCACAUUAUCUUGGCUGGGUACCAACUUCCUACAGCACAUUGUCUUGGCUGGUUAAAUCAGGAAUAGGUAAAAAGGCUCUAAAUACUUUUCUGUUUGUGAUUUCAACAUUCUGACAAAUGAGUAGUGUAAAAUUCAAACAUUUUGUAAAAAUCAGGGAAGAAGCUGGACAUAGCUUUUUUGGGGGCACAUUUUCUUUUUACAAAAUCAAAUGUCAGUGGCCGUUGGCCUAUGGCGGUUCUAGUGUUAACCCAACCCCUCUGAAUCAGAGAGUGGCCCCAGGCUAGUCUCACUAAAAAUAAAAAUACAUUAAAUAAAAGAAAGGGCUGGUGGGACCUAUUGAUAAAACAAAUAAGAGUUAAGCCAUCACUAUAUUGAGAAUAGAGAACCACUAGAGUCUGUCUGGCUUGUGAAUCCUGUUCCCUUGUUGUGUUGUGCUCUCCAGCGCCCCCUGUCUGUGUGUAUGGAGGCAGACACUGUAAAGGGCUGUGGGGAGUGUGGGGCCUACAUGUGUUCAGCUAUGGGAUGGCAGGACUGUGGACAGAGAUUCUACUGCCCAUUCUGUGGGAAACUCUGUGAAGGUAAGAGACAUUUAUCCUGCUCAAUGUCUUCUGUUGUCUUCUCAGACUGGAACACAGCACUUGUUGUCUCCAUCUCUUUCUCUCUCCCUGCCCUUCUCUUAUUUUCCUUUACAUAACUCAUGUUCCCUCUGUUUCUGUCUGCCUUCACUCUCUGUCUCUCCCUCCUAAUCGUUAUGCUUUUACUCUCUCUCUCUCCUUCCCCAUCUCUCUCGCCCUCUCUCUCUCCCUCCCCCGUCUCUCUCUCAUGCUCUCUCCCUCCCCGUCUCUCUUUCUCUCUCUCCCCACGUCUCUCUCUUGCUCUCCUUCCCCCUCUCUCUCUCUUUCUCUCCCUCCCCCUUGUCUCUCUCUCUCCCUCCCCUCCCAUCUCUCUCUCUCUCUCUCUCUCUCUCUCUCUCUCUCUCUCUCUCUCUCUCUCUCUCUCUCUCUCUCUCUCUCUCUCUCGCCCUCUGUCUCUCAGUUGGGUGGCAGCAUUACCAGCCCACACAGGGAGUAGAGGGGAACAGAGUGGACAGAGAGCAGAGACCUGAGCUCAGUCUGGGCUCCUAUGAAAUACUGGACAGUCAACAGGAUGUGCCUGCUGCUGUGUUGCUCCUGGCUGUUGAUGUGUCUGCUGCAGCUCUGAGAGGAGGACAACUGGAGCUCAUCAGUCAGCAGCUACGUUCUCUACUCACAUCACUAAACCGGUAAAACACACACACACACACACACACACACACACACACACACACACACACACACACGAUGUCAUACUUAGUGAGAUCCCUCUUGGUUUGUUUAAGGGAGGAAGGUGCGGUCCAAUCAGAUGUCCGUGUGGGGUUGAUGACCUAUGACAGCCGGAUCCACCUCUAUGACCUCAGCCCUGCCCUGUCCCGCCCACACAUGCUGGUUGUCACGGAGACAGAGGACCUGCAGCUUCCUGUGAGGGAGGGGCUUCUGGUGCCACUCAAAGACUGCAUAGACAGUAUCGACAGGUAGGUUCGACACUCUUAAAAAAUAAAAGUGCUAUCUAGAACCUAAAAUGGUUCUUCAGCUGUCCCCAUAGGAGAGCCCUUUGAAUAACCCUUUUUGGUUCCAGGUAGAACUCUUUUUGGUUCCAGAUAGAACCCUUUUUGGUUCUAUGUAGAACCAUUUCCACAAAGGGCUCUACAUGGAACCCAAAAGGGUUCAACCUGGAACCAAAAAUGGUUCAACCUGGAACCAAAAAUGGUUAUCCUGUGGGGACAGCUGAAGAACCCUUUUGGAACCCUUUGUUCUAAGAGUGUACAGUAUAACACAGAAACAUAGCUAGGGCAGUCAAGUAUGUGUGCCUGCUGACUGCGUAUACUAGCUAAGCACACUCAGAACAAAUCAGCGAUUGCCAAUAAUGUUGCAUUACAGAUGUUGACAUCAGUCCAGACAAAGUGUCAACAUAGAAUUCUAACCCUGCAGAAAAGUAUUAACUUGGCUAUAAUAUUAUAAAAGCAUCCCUUAAUGCAUACAAUGAUUGCUUUAAUUGAGUCAACCUUUCCUCUCUGUGUUGUGUAGUGUUCUGCAGCGUAUCCCUCUGUUCAGUGCAGAGUUUGAGGAGGCCAGUGGAGUUCUCUUGGAGCUGCCUGUCAAGGCUGGACUGGCCAUUCUAAAGGUAAGAACCUCUCACUAACACACACACCAUCUCUGAAGAAGAGUAUAGAAUUGUUCUGAGAAACUCACUAGUAGAGAUAUAACGCAAGGGCUUCUCUUCUCACCGUGCAGGAGGUGGGUUGUCCUGGCAAGCUGCUGGUCUUCCACACCGCUCCCUUCACCGAGGGAACACACACACACAACUCCUCUGGUUUCUUCAGCUCCAACAAACCAAAGGUAACACACACACAAACACACACACACACACACACACACACGUUCAGUAAUUUAACCCUAUCUUCUCUCUCUCUCUCUGCUUUGUAUCCCAGUCUCUGUUUCAGCCCCCGGACCAUGCUGUCUCAUUGGCUAAGGAGUGUGUCAGUCAGGGCUGUGGUGUGCACCUGUUUGUGUUCGCCCAGCAGAAUGUGGGCGGGGCUUGGCCGGGACAUGUUCCUUACCUGACAGGUGGAGAGCUGCACUGCUACCACAGUCUCCAGGUACCAGACCAGACAUUUAGGAAUGUAGCAAUGCUACAUGUGGCUAAAUGCUGAACACCGGUUGAGAUAGAGUCUGACCAGCGAAAUAAAAAGGAACCACACUAAUUUGACAUAAGCUGAGUAUAAACACUGUUCAUGUAAAAAAAAAUGUAAUCUAAACACUGCUGCCAUUAAUUUCUAAUGUGGAAUGUUGUGAAAUGACCUUAGGGCGCUUUCAUAUACACUACAUGACCAAAAGUAUGUGGACACCUGCUCGUCGAACAUCUCAUUCCAAAAUCAUGGGAAUUCAUAUGGAGUUGGUCCCCCCUUUGCUACUAUAACAGCCUCCACUCUUCUGGGAAGGCUUUCCACUAGAUGUUGGAACAUUGCUGUGGGAACUUGCUUCCAUUCAGCCACAAGAGCAUUAGAGAGGUCGGGCACUGAUGUUGGGCGAUUAGGCCUGUCUUGCAGUCACGUUCCAAUUCGUUCCACACCGAUCUCGACAAACCAUUUCUGUAUGGACCUCGCUUUGUGCACGGGGGCAGUGUCAUGCUUAAACAGGAAAGGGCCUUCCCCAAACUGUUGCCACAAAGUUGGAAGCACAGCAUCGUCUAGAAUGCCAUUGUAUGCUGUAGCGUUAAGAUUUCCCUUCACUAGAACUAAGGGGCCUAGCCCGAACCAUGAAAAACAGCCUGUUAAGUGAAUUAGUGUCUCUGUGCGUCUCCCAAAAGGUUGUAAGUCUUUUGGGAUUUAAGUAACGGCCAGAGUCCCGGUCUGCAUGGUCAGAGAUAUUUAUUCAUUGAGAAUUCUGCCAUCACAAUUUCAGAGUCCAUCUUUUAUACUCAUACGUCACACAAAAAGAAAUCCCUUCCCUCUGUAGGCGGGCUGUAGUUUUCCACUCUAAAACUGCUCUACUGACCUUCAGUUCACACACACACAUAUACACACAUGCAUACACACAUACACACACACACACACACACAACACCACACACACACACAAUCUACUCCGGCAUUACUCAGUUAUUGCGUUCUCACAAAUUCUGCACCAGUUUUCAUAACAGUUUCUCCCCUCCCUAAAUUGGGAGGCCUCUUAUCUUAGUUUCUCAGUUGUCUUUGUUGUCUGGCCUAAACUCUUACUCACAUUGCUUAAGUGUGGCUCAAUGCCAUAGCCUUUACUGGUCCUACACUCACACAUUUCUAACACAUUAUAUACAGUUUCAGGGUGUAAUAAUUAGUCAUUUAAUAAUGAAUCUAUCACAGCCCCAGACCAUUAUUCCUCCUCCACCAAACUUUACAGUUGGCACUAUGCAUUGGGGCAGGUAGCGUUCUCCUGGCAUCCGCCAAACCCAGAUUCGUCUGUCGGACUGCCAGAUGGUGAAGUCCACUGUCGGAGAGCUUUACACCACUCUAGCCGAUGCUUGGCAUUGCACAUGGUGAUCUUAGGCUUGUGUGUGGCUGCUCGGCCAUGGAAACCCAUUUCAUGAAGCUCCCGACGAACAGUUAUUGUGCUGACGUUGCUUCCAGAGGAGGUUUGGAACUCCGUUGUCAGUGUUGCAACCGAGGACAGACCAUUUUUUUUCACUACGCGCUUCAGCACUCGCCGAUUCCGUUCUGUGAGCUUGUGUGGCCUACCACUUCGCGGACGAGCCAUUGUUGCUCCUAGACGUUUCCACUUCACAAUAACAGCACUUACAGUUGACCGGGGCAGCUCUAGCAGAAAUUUGACGAACUGACUUGUUGGAAAUGUGGCAUCCUAUGGCGGUGCCACAUUGAAAGUCACUGAGCUCUUCAGUAAGGCCAUUCUACUGCCAAUGUUUGUCUAUGGAGAUUGCAUGGCUGUGUGCUCGAUUUUAUACACCUGUCAGCAACGGUUGUGGCUGAAAUAGCCGAAUCCACUAAUUUGAAAGGGUGUCCACAUACUUUUGUAUAUAUAGUGUAUCUCUGUAUGAUCCAGAUACUAGAGUGUUUGGUACCCUGAUCUGCGCUAUAAUGCAUGUGUGAAACGCAAAUGAACCAUGGCUGAAACCAAUCCUGGACCUGCGUGAGGAGCGGGUCCAAGAUCCAGGACCAAAGUACCAGGUAUUGUGACGCAGCAGGGAGAGUCGCGUGGAACCUUUUGCCCAUUGUAAACAAGAUAGCUUGCUAACGUCAUGUAGAAUGUGCAUCUCGCAAAGCAAAACAUAUUUGUAAAAUUCUCACAAACACUCCAGGAAACCGAACAAAGAAACCAAAUGUCAUAUGUGAAAACGCCCUUAGUUUGGGGUGCACAAUUCUAAUUCACUAUUCUGACUGAUGUUUCAGGGAGAGUUGGACAGGGAGCGUUUCAGCAGUGACCUGAGGAGGACUGUAGAGACAGAGACGGGCUAUAGGGCCAUACUCAGUGUACACGUCAGUAAAGGUAAGACCAGACCUCUCCUUCCCUCCGUCUCUGUCUCUCUCUGUCUCUGUCUUUAUCUCUGUCUCUGUCUCUCUCUGUCUGUCUCUUUCUUUCUUUCUUUCUUUCUUUCUUUCUUUCUUUCUUUCUUUCUUUCUUUAUUUAUUUCUCUCUCUCUCUCUCUCUCUCUCUCUCUCUCUCGCUUUCAAUUUCAAUUCAAUUUAAUAGACUUUAUUGACAUGGCAAGUUAAAUUACUUACAUUGUCAAAGUAUACAUAUAACAAAAAUGGUGGGACCAACAGCAAUAAUAAUAGUAGUAGUGGAAAUGGGAUUACCAUUAACAGCAACUACAACAAUAUUAAUGAGAAUAACAAUACAUUAAAGUAAUAGUAGUCGACCAAUCUCAACAUGACUGAGAAGACACAUUACAUGGUAUGAAAGCCAAAACAAAACAGGAAAUAUUAUUGACAUUACAUUACACUUUUCACUGGCUGUCCCUCAGGUUGUGGCAGGAGGACACAUAUUUGGCUGUCAAAAUUGCAAAUUUUGGCUCUUGUAUAGUUUCAAAUUAUUUGUACUGAAUGAUAAUUUUGGGAAAGAAAGAUUCUCGUAGGUCUGAGUAUUUGUCACAGUAUAGUAGGACAUGCAGCUCUGUCUCUACCUCUCCCCUGGAGCAGAGUGAGCACAGCCUGUCCUCUCUGGGCAGCCAGGUUUGCCUGUGAUGACCGGUCUCUAUAGCCAGACUGUGUUCACUGAGUCUGUACCUAGUCAUUGUUUUCCUCAGUUUUCUGUCAGUCACAGUGGUCAGAUAGUCUGCCACCAUGUACUGUCUGUUUAGAGCCAAAUAGCAUUGAAGUUUACUUUGAUUAUUUGUGUCUUUCCAAUAGGUGAUAUAUUUUUCUUUUUGCUUUGUGAUGAUUUGGUUGGGCCAGAUUUUCUGAGUGCUGUCCUGAGGCUCUAUGAGAUUAGUUUUGGUUAGUGAACUGAGCCUCAGAACCAGCUGGCUGAGGGGACUCUUCUCUUGUUUCAUCUCUUGACAUAGUAGAGCUGUGUGAUGGAAUGUUUUAGGGUCACUUGUUUUUAGAUGGUUGUAAAAUUUGAUGGCUCUUUUUUCUAUUUGAAUAAGGAGGGGGUAUUGGCCCAAUUCUGCUCUGCAUGCAGUAUUUCGAUUGGAUGUUUGUCCCAUUUGGUAAAUUCAUUAUUAGAGAGCGGACCCCAUACUUCACUGCCAUAUAGAGCAAUUGGUUCUAUAACCGAUUGGAACAUUUUGAGCCAGAUUCUAAUUGGGAUUUCGAUUUUAAUAUUCCUUUUAAUGGCAUAUAAUGCUCUUCUUGCUUUGUCUCUCAGCUCACUCACAGCCAUGUGAAAGCUACCUGAGUUGCUAAUAUUGAGUCCUAGAUAUGUGUAAUUUUUGGUGUGUUCUAAUAGAACUGUGUCCAAAUAGAAUGUAUAUUUGUCAUCCUGAUUUCCGGACCUUUUUUGAUAUAUCAUUAUAUUUGUUUUAUUUUAGAUUAACAGAACCUGUGCAGAUGAUCUAGAUGCUGCUGUAACCCCUCCUUAGUGGGAGACAGUAGCACCAGGUCAUCUGCGUACAGCAGACAAUUGAUUUCAGUGUUGUGUAGGGUGAAACCAGGUGCUGCCGAUUCUUCAAUUUUUUUUGCCAAUUCAUUAAUGUAGAUGUUAAAUAGUGUUGGACUUAUUGGGCAGCCCUGUUUCACUCCACAUCCCUGAGAGAAGAAGUCUGUUUGCUUGUUUCCAAUUUUAACCACACAUUUGUUUUUAGUGUACAUUGAUUUAAUAACAUCAUAUGUUUUCCCUCCAAUACCACUUUCUAUUAGUUUGUAAAAAAGACCUUAGUGCCAAAUUGAAUCAAAUGCUUUCUUGAAGUCUACAAAACACUAGUAGAUUUUGCCAUUGUUUUGGUUUACUUGUUUGUCAAUUAGAGUGUGGAGGGUGUAAAUGUGGUCUGUUGUACGAUAAUAAAAAAAAGAAUCCAAUCUGGCUUCUGCUUAGGACGUCGUGUUCAUCAAGGAAAUGAUGUAGUCUGCUGUUUAUGAUACUGCAGAGACUUUUCCCCAAGUUGCUGUUAAUGCAAAUUCCUCUGUAAUUAUUUGGGUCAAAUUUGUCUCCAUUUUUAUAAAUUGGUGUGAUCAAUCCUUGGUUCCAAAUACCGGGGAAAAUACCUGCAGUUAGGAUAAUGUUGAAGAGUUUGAGGAUAGCCAAUUUGAGUUUGUGAUCUGUAUAUUUGAUAAUUUCAUUUAAAAUACAAUCAGCACCAUAGGCCUUUUUGGGUUGGAGAGUGCAACGUUUUUCCAAUAAUUAUUGUUCUGUAAUUGGGGUAUCCACAGGAUUCUGAUAGUCUUUGACUGCUGAUUCAAAGAUUUGUAAUUUUUCCUGUAUAUCUUGUUGUUCUGGGCUCUUUGUUAUAUUGCUGUAGAGGUUUGCAAAGUGAUUUCUCCACAUAUCCCCAUUUUGGAUAGCCAAUUCCUCAUGAUGAGGUUUGUUAAAUUUAUUCCAAUUCUCCCAGAAGUGGUUUGAUUCUAUGGAUUCCUCAAUCACAUCCAGCUGAUUUAUAAUGUGCGGUUCUUUUUUUGUUCUUAGAGUGUGUUUGUAUUGCUUCAGUGUUUCCCCAUAUUGAAGGCGUAUAUUUUUGUUGUUGUCACACCCUGGCUCUGGGGACUCUAUAUGUUGAGCCAGGGUGUGUAGAUUCUUUGUGUUCUUGUUCUAUGUCCACAGUCUAGUAUGGUGUUUCUAUGUUGGCCAGAGUGGUUCCCAAUCAGAGGCAACGAGUGUCAGCUGUUGCUGGUUGUCUCUGAUUGGGAGCCAUAUUUAGACAGGCUGUGUUCCCACAGGUGUUGUGGGAUCUUGUUCCGUUUGGUUUGUUCCGUGUUGGUUGUUUAACCUAGGACGUCAUGUCACGUCAUCGUUUAUUUGUUUUGUUCGUGUUAUCACUUUGGAUAAUAAAGUAUGUUUGCCUUCAACGCUGCGCCUUGGUCUACUCCGUUCAACGAUCGUGGCAGAAGAUCCCACCAAAACUGGACCAAGCAGCGUGUCCAGGAGCCAUCGCCAGGGGAAUCGCUAGCGGAUCUCCGUGGCAACCUCGACUGGGUCAAGCCUAGUGAAGAGCAGAGAGGGUGGACUUGGGAGCAGUGGAGGAAGAGUCUCGACUGGGUCAAGCCAUGUGAGGAGGAGAGAGGCUGGAGUUGGAAGCAGAAGAGCGAGAGUUGGGCGAGAACUAUAGAGGCCUGGCCCACGGGGAGGAGAGACCCCCAGAAAUUUUUUAGGGGGGGGCUCACGCCGUGGACGAUGGGGCAGCAGGAGGCCGCGAUGGGGCAGCAGGAGGCCGCGAUGGGGCAGCAGGAGGCCGCGAUGGAGCGGUCCAGCGGGUUUGCAGAGGAGGCCGCCAGGUUAAGGGGGCCACUGGUCACAGUGGAGAGGGAAAGUGUGGAGGCACGGCGAGAGGUACUGGGGUGUGUUACCAGUCCGGUCCGGCCCGUUCCUGAUCCCUGCAUAGGGCCAGUGGUGUGUGUCCCCAGUACGGUCCGGCCUGUUCCUGUUCCUCGCAUCGAGCCUGUGGUGCGUGUCGUCAGCCCGGCCCGGCCUGUUCCUGCUCCCCGCACCGAGCCUAUGGUGCGCGUCGCCAGCCCGGCCCGGCCUGUUCCUGCUCCCCGCACCAAGCCUAUGGUGCGCGUCGCCAGCCCGGUCCGGCCUGUUCCUGCUCCCCGCACCAAGCCUAUGGUGCGCGUCGCCAGCCCGGCCCGGCCUGUUCCUGCUCCCCGCACCGAGCCUAUGUUGCGCGUCGCCAGCCCGGUCCGGCCUGUUCCUGCUCCCCGCACCAAGCCGAUGGUGCGCGUCGCCAGUCCGGCCCGGUCUGUUCCUGCUCCCCGCACCAAGUCAGUGGUGCGUGUCGCCAGCCCGGCCCGGUCCAUUCCUGCUCUCCGCACCAAGGCAGUGGUGCGCUUCGUCAGCCCGGCUCGGCCUGUUCCUGCUCCCCACACCAAGCCAGUGGUGUGCGUCCUCAGUCCGGCACGGCCCGUGCCUGUUCCACCGGUGCCUGGUCUGGUACCGGUCAGCUGCUCCACGUCGGAGCUAGAGCAAUCCGCUCCACCAGUGUUCAGUCCAGCUCCGGCCAGCAGGGCCAGACCGGACCAGGGGUACUGUGGUGGGUUAGAGAGGGAGUGGGGAUCAUGCCCAGAGCCGGAUCCGCCGCCAAGGCGGAGUGCCCACCCGGUCCCUCCCCUGUGGUGUUCUGUUGGCGCGGUCGGAGUCCGCGCCUUUGGGGGUGGGGUACUGUCACGCCCUGGCUCUAGGGACUCUUUUAUGUUGAGCCAGGGUGUGUAGAGUCUAUGUUUUGUGCUCUUUGUUUUCCAUUCUAGGUCUUGUAUUUCUAUGUUGGCCAGAGUGGUUCCCAAUCAGAGGCAACGAGUGUCAGCUGUUGCUGGUUGUCUCUGAUUGGGAACCAUAUUUAAACAGUCUGUUUUCCCUCAGUGUUUGUGGGAUCUUGUUCCGUGUUCCUAGUAGGUUGUGUUUGAGCUAAGGACGUCACGUUAUCGUUUUGUUGUUUUGUUCGUGUUAUCUUUCAGAUUAAAUAAAUAUGUUUGCAUUCAACGCUACGCAUUGGUCCUCUGUUCCCGACGAUCGUGACAGUUGUCUGGGUCUCUGUGUUUUUGAUUAGAUAUAUUUCUCAAUUAUCAAACAAUUUAACAUUAUCAAACAAUUUUUCAUUAUCUAUUAUUUUGGGGUUGCUCUUAUGUUUCUUUAGAUUAGCCAAGGAGGCUAAUUUGUCAAAUAUAAAGUUUAUGUUCCAAACAGCCAAAUGUACACCUUCAUUGCUGUAGGAGAAUGUUAAGGCUAAAAAGUUGUCCAGGAGAGAUUGUAUUUUUUGGCUACUAAUUGCUUUUUGGUAGAUUUCUGUACUGUUUGCACUCCAUCUAUAGGUCUGUUUAGUACCAUGUAAUUUAUUGGGCCGUGAUGCUUCAUGGUUGGGUUCUGCUCUUCUCAGAUACACUGUGAUUUUACUGUGGUCUGAGAGAGGUGUUAGUGGGCUGACUGUGAAGGCUCUGAGAGACUCUGGGUUGAGGUCAGUGAUGAAGUAGUCUACAGUACUGCUGCCAAGGGAUGAGCUGUAGGUGUACCAACCAAAAUAGUCCCCUCUUAGCCUACCAUUGACUAUGUACAGACCCAGUGUUCGACAGAGCUUUAGGAGCUGUACUCCAUUUUUGUUUUUCACUUUGUCAUAGUUGUUUCUGGGGGGGGGGGUAUGUGGGGAGGGAAAGGUUAUUGCUUCCCGGUAGGUGUUUGUCCCCAUGACUGUUAAUAGUGUCUAGUUCUUCUGCUGUUCUAGCAUUCAGGUCUCCACAGACCAGCACGUUGCCUUGGGCCUGAAAGUGACUAAUCUCCCCCUCUAGAAUGGAGAAACUCUUCAUUGAAGUAGGGUGACUCUGAGGGGGGAAUGUAGGUGGCACAGAGGAAUAUGUUUUUAUCUGUUAAGAUAGCCUCCUUGUUGAUUUUUAACCGAAUAAAGAAUUAUCCUGUUUUGAUCAAUUUGAUUGAAUUAGUUACUUGAGAUUUAUACCAUAUUAGCAUUCCCCCUGAGUCUCUGCCCUGUGUGAUUCUCUCGUUGUGUCUGCCCAAGUCCCACUACCAAGGCAUGGGGAUGAUAGACAGGUGUUCUGUCUGAUAAAGUUAUUGAUCUCUGUCCCUCCAGACCUGCGUGUGUCAGGGUGUUAUGGCUCGUUCGUCCCUGGGCCCAACCCCGCCCACGUCGCCAUGGCAACCCUUGAUUGGCGGACAACGCUGGCCGUUGAGUUAACACACAGCAGAGCUCUGGACGAGAAGAGGGGCGUGGUCGUACAGGUGGGUGGAGUUUUGCAGUAGAAGCACUUUGUGACAGUUGCUGAUCUAAAAUGGUCUAGAGAGCCAGGUCAUAAGGUCAGAAUACUGCUGAAUGUAAAUGGUCUAGAAAGCCAGGUCAUAAGGUCAGAAUACUGCAACAUGUAAAUGGUCUAGAGAGCCAGGUCAUAAGGUCAGAAUACUGCAACAUGUAAAUGUAUUUGUCAACACUGUUGUAUUAUGUCUUAAGUUAUGAGACAUGGUAUGAAGCUUUACAACAUGUUAACGAUAUUGUUACCCUUUAAUUAUCUCCUAAGACGGUCCUGUCCUACACCAGCCAGCAGGGAGAGAGGAGGACCAGGGUCCACAGUCUGUCUCUGUGCUGCUCACACCACCUACUGGACACCUUCUGUAACUGCCAGGCCCAGACCCUGCUCACCUUCUACUGCAAGAAGAGUAAGAUCACUCGCUGACUAACCUUAACCUUAACCCUAACCUUCUACUGCAAGAAGAGACCAUUCACUGACUAACCUUAACCCUAACCCUAACCUCCAGUCUACAAAACUUACUGUAGGAAAUUACUGAUUUGAAAGCAUAGAUAAGAAUUGUAUCCAUUGGAUAGGGUUAAAGUAGAGGAACCCUUCUACCCAGUCCUGGCAGCCAGAUUAAUGAUGACUCUUUACAGAAACUCAGGGAAAAGUGUCAACACUAUUGGUGUUUUUACAGACCUUUUUUACUUAUCUUUUCUACUCCUGUUCUGUUUUUAACUGUCCAUCUAUAUCAGAAAGUUACAAGUUAAUAUCAUAUGUUUAGGACAGUGCCUGAACACUGAUGGUAGUCUCUCUCUCUCUCUCUCUCUCUCUCGGUCUCUCGUCUCUCCUCCUCCUCUCUCUCUCCUCUCCUCUCUCUCUCUCUCUCUCUCUCUCUCUCUCUCUCUCUCUCUCUCGUCCCCUCUCUCCUCUCUCUCUCUCUCUGUCUCUGUCUCUCUCGUCUUCAGUGUACUGUGCGGUGUUGGAGCGUCCUCUACAGGAGCUGAGAGAGGAACUGCAGACAGAGGUAACAGAGGCUCUGGCCUGCUAUAGGAAACACUGCAGCUCCUCCUCUGUGUCCCCGGGACAGGUGAGUGGACAUCAUGGAUUUCAAAAGCACCUUUCUCCCUGUCAUGAGCUCAUGUGGUUGUUGUGGAUAUUUCCUCAAGCUCCUCAUACAUACAGUAUUUCCCCUCUAAUUUCUCAUUUAGUAAAGGGUAAAAAGAGUUUACCAUUUAGUAAAGGGUAAAAAGAGUUGACCAUUUAGUAAAGGGUAAAAAGAGUUUCCCAUUUAGUAAAGGGUAAAAAGAGUUUCUCAUUUAGUAAAGGGUAAAAAGAGUUUCCCAUUUAGUAAAGGUUAAAAAUAGUUUGCAGGAAGAACUUCAAACAACAUCAAGGCAGUAAAAAUAGCCCUUUAUGCCUGGUUUAACUUAGGUGAUUUUCUCUCUCUUUUAGUGGUCCUUCCGCAGUACCUGGGGGCCCUGCCAGUCUACCUCAACAGCCUGAGUUGACUGUGCUUGUCUCUUUGUGUAUCCUACUAUAGCUCAGGGUUUUCAAAACUAGGGGUCGCGGCCCCAUGUGGGGUCACCUGAUUUGAAAACGGGGUCGUGUUGUUCAUAGAACCGGGGUUACGUCAAUAACCUCCUGUAGCCGCUGGAUGCGGUUGUAAGAAACAGAGCGGUUUCUGUUCUCCUAAUAAUGUGGCUCUUUUGUAUGGUUUAAGCCACAAAAUAUUGUGACCCCAUCACUGAAAGAUAAGACUCUCUGGAACACGUAUGCCAUGUACUGUUUCCCUUUACUGAGCCCACAAGCCUCAUUAGAUCAGAGUGGACAAGACCAGGUGCUAAAUCAGACUGGGGGAAUAAGAACAUCAUCUGAUGCAUUUCAGUCACUUUAAACCAUUACAUCACCCUUUUUUUUUACAUAGUGGGGUCGCAAAAACCUUUUGCUAUCAAAAUGGGGUCGCGGGUCCUUAGCUGGUCCUUCCCCAGUACCUGAAGUCUACCUCAACAGCCUGAGUUAGCUGUGUGCAUCUCUGUGUGUAUCUCACUAUAGCUGAUCCUACCCCAGUACCUGAAGGCCCUGCCAGUCUACCUCAACAGCCUGAGGAAGAGUGAAGUUCUUCUACCCGGCCUCCGCAGCUCAGUACACCAACGCCUGCAGCUCCGCAGCCAAGUGGUCUCCAUGGAUACCAAGACCACAGCAGGACACUUCUACCCUCUGUUGCUACCACUAGUAAGGGGUGAUGGUGGUGGUGGUGAUGGUGUUGGGGGGGGUGGUGUUGAUGGUGGUGGUGGGUGUGAUGGUUAUGGUAGUGAUGGUGGUGGCGACAUCACAUGGAAUAAUUGAGAUAGAAAUACAUAGCCACAUCUGUUCCUCUGUGCCUCUGUCCCUCUGUCCCUCUGUCCCUCUGUUCCUCUGUUCCUCUGUCCCUCUGUCCCUCUGUCCCUCUGUUCCUCUGUCCCUCUGUCCCUCUGUGCCUCUGUCCCUCUGUCCCUCUGUCCCUCUGUUUCUCUGUCCCUCUGUCCCUCUGUCCCUCUGUCCCUCUGUUCCUCUGUCCCUCUGUCCCUCUGUCCUUCUGUGCCUCUGUCCCUCUGUCCCUCUGUUCCUCUGUCCCUCUGUCCCUCUGUUCCUCUGUUCCUCUGUCCCUCUGUUCCUCUGUCCCUCUGUGCCUCUGUGCCUCUGUUCCUCUGUCCCUCUGUCCCUCUGUCCCUCUGUUUCUCUGUCCCUCUGUUCCUCUGUCCCUCUGUCCCUCUGUUCCUCUGUGCCUCUGUUCCUCUGUCCCUCUGUCCCUCUGUCCCUCUGUCCCUCUGUUUCUCUGUGUCACAGCACUCUCCCUCCCUCUCUCACACUGACUCCAUUAUGUCUCUUCCACCUCCAGCCAGUAGGUGACGAUACCUCCAGCCCUCCCUGUCCUCUCAGCCUAGGGGAGGCUGUUCGCUGCACUGCUGCUAGCCUGGACCCUGGAGGUCUCCACCUGGUCCACGGACCCCUGGUCCUGCUACUCUGGGUGGGCCACAACAUCUCCAACACCUCCCUGGUCCAACUCUUCAACAUCACCUGUCUGUCCACACUACCCUCUGGAGAGGUGAGAGAGGGGGGAAGGAGAGGAGAGGGGUGAGAGGGAAGUCAGUGAGGGAACGUGAAGGAUGAGGGCGUGGAAGUGGAAUACAUCGUAAAUGCUUAGUGAAAGAGGUGAAUGGACCACUGCUGAUUAAAUUCGAUAUCUACAGUAUUUACAGUAUGUUUAUUUGUGUGUGUCUGUGCAGACGAAGCUGCCUGUGCUGGACAACCCACUGUCUGUCAGUGUGAGGUCACUCAUCGACACCCUGAACUCACAGACACCCUAUACCCGGAAGGUGAGGCUCUGGAAAACGUCCUUUUUGGGGUUGGCAUGAACAUGGGAGAGAGGAAGUUAAAUAGUUAUCACGAAAUAACCUCUGACUAAUAUCUUAGGUUUGACUGACUGCGUGUGUGUGUGUGUCUCUCUGUCUCCCCCCCCCCCUAUCCCCAGCUGCGUGUGGUGAAGCAGGGGGACAGCUGUGAGGAGGCUCUACAGCGACUUCUGGUAGAAGAUAAGAGUCCCAACGGGGGAGCGAGCUACGCUGACUUCCUGUACCACCUCCAUGUCAACUCUAUACGACUGCUGGUUCAUUAGGUGUAAAAUGUUUUGAACUGGAAACGCAAGCAUGGGUUUUUUAUUGGACAAGUCCAGUUAAUCCCUCCAUGUUUCAAUCAGCUUUUCUUCUGUUUGGUGCCUAAUGAACAUGACCCUGGUGCUUUCUAGCCCUGGAUGGUCAGCAGUAUGGGCAGGAGUUUUAUCACCUCGACCACCCUCUCCCGAACAAAUCUGAAUGAUCAUAACCUUAUUUGACUCACAGUAUGCAACUGGUUGUUGUACUUGAGGCCAUCAGCAAAUGGUGAUGUCUUAUUUGUUUGACUGUUGUAUUAAUAACUUUUGACAUGUUUACGUUAAAGCUGUGUGUGUGUGUGUGUGUGUGUGUGUGUGUGUGGUGUGUGUGUGUGUGUGUGUGUGUGUGUGUGUGUUUGGAGUGUAUAAACUGUUGACUAAUGUUAUUAUCUCUGACUGUUAGUAGUGUAGCUGACUGUCAAGGUCUCUUUGUCAUCUGGAUAAAGACAGAAGAGUGUACUUGAUAUGUUAAUUAAUGUGUGUGUGUGUGUGUGAACGUGUGCACAGCCCUCUACUGUACUGACAAAUAGCUGAAAUAAACAUGACUUUUAUGUAGAGAAUCAUAUAAAAUGUAAUUCAAUUUACUUAACCUUUUACUGCAGUGGGCUAAAUCAGGGUCACACAGAGUGUUUUUUGGUGGUCUUAAACAAAUCUACUUUGAGACAAAAGUAUACACCUCACACACAUGGUAAUGGGCACAUGGUUAUGGCCACCUGUACCAUGUCAGAUAUAGAGUUGAAAUGUAUUCAAUUUUGAGUUUGCAUUCCAGUAUUACACUUUAUAUAUACUGAACAAAGAUAUAAAUGCAACAUGUAACGUGUUGGUCCCAUGUUUCAUGAGCUGAAAUAAAAGAUCCCAGAAAUUGUCCAUAUGUACAAAAAGCUUAUUUCUCUCAAAUCAAAUUUUGUGCACAAAUUUGUUCAGAUCCCUGUUAGUGAGUAUUUUUCCUUUGCCAAGAUAAUCCAUCCACCUGACAGGUGUGGCAUAUCAAGAAGCUGAUUAAACAGCAUGAUCAUUACACAGGUGCACCUUUUGCUGGGGACAAUAAAAGGCCACUUUAAAAUGUGCAGUUUUGUCACACAACACAAUGCCACAGAUGUCUCAAGUUUUGAGGGGGCGUGCAAUUGGCAUGCUGACUGCAGGAAUGUCCACCUGAGCUGUUGCCAGAUAAUUGAAUGUUAAAUUCUCUACCAUAAGCCACCUCCAACGUCGUUUUAGAGAAUUUGGCAGUACGUCCAACUGGCCUCACAAACGCAGGCCAUGUGUAUGGCGUAUGUGGGUGAGUGGUUUGCUGAAGUCAACGUUGUGAACAGAGUGCCCCAUGGUGGCGGUUGUGUUAUGGUAUGGGCAGGUAUAAGCUACGGACAAUUAACACAAUUGCAUUUUAUCAAUGGCAAUUUGAAUGCACAGAGAUACCGUGACGUGAUCCUGAGACCCAUUGUCAUGCCAUUCAUCCGCCACCAUCACCUCAUGUUUCAGCAUGAUAAUGCACGGCCCCAUGUCGCAAGGAUCUGUACACAAUUCCUGGAAGCUGAAAAUGUCCCAGAUCUUCCAUGGCCUGCAUACUCACCAGACAUGUCACCCAUUGAGCAUGUUUGGGAUGCUCUGGAUCGACGUGUAUAACAGAGUGUUCCAGUUCCCUUCAAUAUCCAGCAACUUCACACAGCCAUUGAAGAGAAGUGGGACAACAUUCCACAGGCCACAAUCAACAGCCUGAUCAACUCUAUGCGAAGGAGAUGUGUCACGCUGCAUGAGGCAAAUGGUGGUCACACCAGAUACUGACUGGUUUUCUGACCCACGCCUCUACCUUUUUUAAAGUUAUAUGUGACCAACAGAUGCAUACCGUGCAUUCGGAAAGUAUUCAGACCCCUUGACUUUUUCCACAUUUUGUUACGUUAACAGCCUUAUUCUAAAAUGGAUUAAAUGAAAACAUUUCCUCAUCAAUCUACACACAAUACCCCAUAAUGUCAAAGCGAAAACAGGUUUUUAUAACUUUUUGUACAUUUUUACAAAUAAAAAAACAGAAAUGCCUGAUGAGAACCUGCUCCAGAGAGCUCAGGACCUCAGACUGGGGUGAAGGUUCACAUUCUAACAGGACAACAACACUAAGCACACAGCCAAGACAACGCAGGAGUGGCUUCGGGACUAGUCUCUGAAUGUCCUUGAGUGGCCCAGCCAGAGCUCGGACUUGAACCCGAUUGAACAUCUCUGGAGAGACCUGAAAAUAGCUGUGCAGCGAAGCUUCCCAUCCAACCUGACAGAACUUGCAGAGAAAAAUGGGAGAAACUCCCCAAAUACAGGUGUGCCAAGCUUGUAGCGUCAUACCCAAGAAGACUUGAGGCUGUAAUCACUGCCAAAGGUGCUUCAAGAAAGUACUGAGUAAAGGGUCUGAAUAUUUAUGUAAAUGUGAUAUUUCAGGGUUUGUUUCAUAUAUACAUUUGCAAACAUUUCGAAAAAAAACUGUUUUUGCUUGGUCAUUAUGGGGUAUUGUGUGUAGAUUGAUGAGGGAAAAAACAACAAUUUAAUACAUUUUAGAAUAAGGCUGUAAUGUAUCAAAAUAUGGAAAAAGUCAAGGGGUCUGAAUACUUUCCGAAUGCACUGUAUCUGUAUUCCCAGUCAUGUGAAAUCCAUAGAUCAGGGCCUUAUGAAUUGAUUUCAUUUGACUGAUUUCCUUAUAUGAACUGUAAUUCAAUAAAAUCUUUGUAAUUGUUGCAUGUUGAAAUUUAUAUUUUUGUUUCGUAUACAUCGUAGAAGACUGAAAUAUAACAAAACUGGUUGACAUAGAAACACCAGAUUUGCGUCUGUUUAAAAAAAAAAAAAUCUUUAUUCAUUAUGAAAAAUAUUAAUAACAUUCCACCCAUGAGGCCAAAGAAGGCGCUUUUGGUCAUUGACUGCAGGAAAGGGUUACAUAACUUUACUUUGUUUUCCUGUGAUAGGCAAUUGUCCUACACAAGGUUUUAAAAGCGUUUGAUUCAAUCAUUGUCAGGUGGAGUGGGGUAGCAAAGGGAUAUCAGAACAAGUGAACGUUCAGCUAAUUAAUUGUCUCUGACGUACAAACCCAAAUGUCCACAGUGAAGCAAGACAGACAGAUUUAGCUUCACAACAUUUGUAACAUCUAGCUGAAGAAUGACCUAAUGAGAGCAAUGAUAAUGACGUCAUUGGCUCUUGUGUUCAUGUCAACUGUCUGUGCCGACCCCCCAGGGCCCAUGAUGGUACAGUAGUCAUCUACUGGUUUGGAGACAGGGGAAAGAAAUGGUACGUCCAAAAUAACACCCUUAUCCCAUCAUAGUGCACUACAAUCGACCAGAGUCUUAUGGGCCCUUGUCAAAAAUAGUGCACUACUUAGGGAAUAGGGUGCGAUUUGGAAAGAGUGAAAGAGAGAGAAGCAGCAACUCCACAAUGAGUCAUUGAGCUGACUAACGAGGCUAAUUGGAGGCAAUUAUGUGGAAUUAGGUCCUAACUGAAGGGUUAUUAACUUAUAUUACAGACAGCUAUAUGUGGGAGUGAAGACUCACUCAGUGAACUGUCAUUAGUUUUUCCCAUUUAUCAGGAAAAAUGACAAACCACAACAGACACAGGGACAGAUGUUCUUUCAAGUUAGAGACUCAUAUGGUUUAAUGGUCAACGCUUGUAAGAGUCUUUUAGUAUGGAAUCCGCACUGAAUAUAACUGAAUCAGUGAAGAGAAACAAUAGUGAAACAGUACGCUAUUCAGCUUUGGAUUCCCAAGGUAAGACUGUUUUGCAGGUUUGUCGAAAGAUCAAGAUUAGAAGUGUCCUCAAACUGAUGUUUCACAGUUUUAUUUCUUAGUUAAUCAUUUAUCACAGCAUGUCUGUGUAACCAUAAAAUGUAAUGACCAUAUACGACCAUAUGCUGUUUCAGAGGAAGGCAGAGAGCUAGAGCCUGUAAAGCAGGCAAUGAAACCCGUAAGACUGGUUAGAAUCAGAUUUAGAGUCAUUACAGGACAGGCGGGACUAAUGCAAAAAAACAUUGAAAAGACGUACAAUGAAAUGGUGCAAUACUCCAAGAAGGGGAGUUUGAGAAGAUGGAUCAGAGGGGAGUUUGAGAAGACGGAUCAGAGGGGAGUUUGAGAAGACGGAUCAGAGGGGAGUUUGAGAAGACGGAUCAGAGGGGAGUUUGAGAAGCUUUACUGGUUCCUGAAAGAGGAAGAGGAGGCCAGGCUGGCUGCACUGAGGGAGGAAGAGGAGGCCAGACUGGCUGCACUGAGGGAGGAAGAGGAGGAGAAGGGGAAGAUGAUCGCCAGAGAGAUGAAGAACAUUCAGGACCAGAUCUCUUCUCUCACAAAAAGCAUCACUGCUUUAAAACAAGAACUCCAGAAAAGAGACGUGCCAUUUCUCAAGAGCUACAAACACAUCCAGAGAAGUUCCAGAGCCCAGUACACACUGCCGGAUCCACAGCUGGUCUCAGGAGCGCUGAUAGAUGUGUUCAAACACUUGGGCAACCUGCAGUUCAGAGUCUGGGAGAAGGUACAGGGGAUUGUCAAAUACACUCCUGUGAUUCUGGACCCCAACACUGCUGCCCGCUGGCUCUCUCUGUCUGAUGAUCUGACCAGUGUGAAGCAUUUAGGCAAAAGGCAACAGCUCCCUGACAACCCAGAGAGGAACACCAUUUGCACCAUAGUUCUGGGCUCUGAGGGGUUCAGCUCAGGAAAACACAGCUGGGAGGUGGAGGUGGGGGACUACCCUUACUGGCAUAUAGGCGUGGCCAAGGAGUCAAUCAACAGAAAGGGGGAAGCAUCUGCAACCCCAGAGUAUGGAUACUGGGCUAUAAACCAGAGUAGUGGUCAGUAUUGGGCAAGACAUGAGACCCUCACUCUGAAGAGGAGACCCCAGAGGAUCAGAGUACAGCUGGACUAUGACAGGGGAGAGGUUUCAAUACCAAAGACAUGA